AUGCUUUAUCGCUAUGGUAACAUCGAAUUUUGGAACCAUGCAAUUGUUAUCCUUCACGAAAAAUUGCGCUCAGAUCCUACACUUCGUCAUUAUUUUGAACGAAGAACCCCAAGUGAAGUUCAGUCUAUUAAUUUUGCAAUAUUAAAAGCAGGGCUGGGCUAUGCUGAUGAUAAUUAUGAAGAAGUCUUAAAAUAUGCUCACCAAGAUAGAGGAAUCACACAAGAUCAUAUGACAAGGUUUAUCACUUAUUUAAGGCAAACAUUAUAUGAGGUUGGAAUUGAGCCAGAAGACAUAAACAUUAUCAUUGGAAGAAUUUCCGAGUACACUCCAUAUAUAGUAUUCUUAAUUUAUUAUAUUAACUAAUACUAUCAAUGGUCGUUGUCAUGCCUGCUUUUGAAAAUAGUGAUAAUGUCUUAUAGACAAUCAAAGUAUUUAUGUAUUCUAGCUUAGAUGAGUAA
Blepharisma stoltei is the source of this 458-nucleotide messenger RNA. The record is from the annotation of a GenBank genome assembly. NCBI's taxonomy places the organism in Eukaryota, Ciliophora, Heterotrichea, Heterotrichida, Blepharismidae.